AUGGCCCAGAAACUUUCUAUGGGUAAUUAUGCAGCAAUUGAACUUUUCAACCGCACGAGAAAAGUCCUGUGCUACUUCCAUCAGCUCCGAUCGUGGCAUUCAAUGCAUAGAAGAGAGAAAGCAUGCUACUAUCUCUUGGCAAUCGUAAGUGUGCUGGCGAUUUUCGGAUGGAUGGGAACAUAUCGCUCUGCUAUUAAUAGUAGUGUACCACAAAUCUUAUCAUCGUUUCACGUCCGAAAUGUACGCCAAGACAACGCUGAGGCGUCCCAGUAUGAAAACGAUGAUCUACUGUUUCAUCCGUUUGAUAACGAAUGUAAAUUUGCGAUGCCAAACGCUUAUGCAAGCGACAUCGUGUCUUUCCAUGUUGGUGAACGUUUGCGCCAACUGAAGUGCAAAUAUGAUGACUAUGAUUUUGCGACUAUGGACAGUGAGGGAUAUAUGUAUGUUCAUCCUCAUUUCACCCAGUUUCCAACUGUGACUAAAGACGUGAAAUGUAAGGUCAUUUUUCUUGAAGGAGGGAUUCGCAGUAAAACAUCUAAUGCAAAAAAGUACGUAGAAGUUGCAACGGUGGAGGCUCCAGAGAACAAGCGAUUUCUUGCAAAUGGUGACGCAUUUUUCAUACGUUGCCAUCAGAAGGAGAAGGGCACAAACAACACAAAACAAGUAUUUCAGAAAGUUUUUGCAGGAAUGACAGACUUCAUGAAAGAAAAACACAAAGUGUAUAUUGUUGACGAUACAGAAUCUUUUGAUAAGUUUGGUCGAAAACGGAAAGGCCCAGAAAAACUCGAGCAACCUCGUCGAUAUUCUGUUGAUAUUCUUGCGUUCGACUCUACAUCACGCACGAUGACAAUGAGACACAUGCCAAGAACAGUCGAAAUGAUGCACAAACUUGGAUAUGAGAUACUUUACGGUUAUACAAAGGUUGGCGACAACUCGAUGGUCAACCUUGAACCGAUCCUCGCUGGCGAUAUUCCGGAGGCACUAGCCGAGAAGAAACACGACAAUUCAAGCGAUAUCAAUAAAAAUUGGAUAUUACCAACAACAAAGAAGCUCGAUCCCACACUUCUGCCCUUUUUGUGGAAAAUCAUGAAGGAAAAGUACGGCUGUCGCACAAUGUUCAACGACGACAUCGCCGUAUCCUAUCGAGGCAUCUUCCAUUAUCCGCGGCGAGAAUUUCAGUUUGGAUUCACAACGCCCAUAGCAGACCAUUACUAUCGUCCCUACUAUCUCGCUGUCUACCAGAACUGGACAUAUAAAGCCUGCAAAGAUGGUGGGCAGAUUCAGCAAGAGUUUAUUAACUUAUGGCGUCGAUUUGCCAUUAGGUACAAAAGCAUAUGCCAUUUCGGAUUUACCUUUAUAACAAGUUUAACCCACGAAGCCGGUUUUCUGAUUGAAACGGUAGACGAUUUUGUCAAAUCCAGUCUUGAGGACCUCUCCAUGAACGAUGCUUUGGACAACAGUGUAAGCGUCAUUAUGGGUGACCAUGGAAAUCGUAUAGGAUUGGUUCAAUAUUCAUACACAGGUAGAAUUGAGGAACGAAUGCCUCUCAUGGCUAUUCGACUGCCAAGUAAUUUUAAAACGCUCUAUCCAAAAGAGUAUGAAAAUUUUCUAGCAAACAAAUGGAAGCUCACAAGCAAUUUUGACAUACAUCAGACUCUAAAAGAUAUUGCAUUAAUGCGGCUUGGUGCUAACAGACCUGCUGUUCGUGACGAAGGUCGCGGAAUCAGUCUUUUUGAUGAAAUACCCUCGAACAGAACGUGCUACGAUGCUUAUGUUGCCGAGAACUUUUGCACCUGCCUUAUACAUCGGCCAAAUCUUACCAUGCCCAAAGAGAAAAAUGCGCAAAAGAAAAAGGCGAAAUUAAUAAAAAAAUACAACGAUGCCAUAACUUAUUGGAUAGAGGAAAAUGGGCUGGGAUCAUGCCUUGAUAGCAGCAAUAUAUCAAUAAGCAAAGAUGUAAAAGUGCUUGGCCUGAAUCCGCUUGUACGUCACGGAUUGCGCCCCAAGGAAAAUAUAACCGUUGUAGAAGCAAUGCAGAAAAAACCUCCGAAGAUGGAUUUUCUUUAUCAUGAAUUUAUUGCAACGCAAAAGCUCUUAACUGGAGAGAACAUUGAGCUUCUCUACCGAAUUGAAGAAGAAACUAGACCACGAGCCGCUCUUCAUCAUUGUGCGAUUACGGGUGUGGCCGACAUUACAUCAUCGCUCAAUUUCAUCUUAAACGGCGUUUUGCGCAAAGCUGAUUUAUUCACCGAAUUCUAUUGGACAAAUCGUUCCUUUUUGGCUAACUUCAGUUUUGUAGCUUCUUAUUACACGCUCUAUCUCAGAUGCCUUGGCAUCUCGUUAAUAUCGUUGCAAAGAUUUAUGUCUGUCUGUCACUAUCAAACAAAAAUUGAGAAGCUGAUUUCAAGAGCUCCGUUUGCUGCAUUCUUGGCGCUUCAUUGGUUUCCGCCCGUUGUUAUGAUAGCACCAUUGUUGACAACAUUCAAUGCUACAUUCGAAUAUACAAAUGGGACAGAUGAGACUUUGGCGUUAUAUGUUCCACAGGCUAAUCUAGCGGUGGCCAACCUCACUUCAGUAAUCUUUGUCGUGGUAUUAUUUCUCAUCUCUGGCUUCUGUUAUAUAUCUGUGCUUAUUUGUGUAGUACGCAGUCGGACAUCACACAGUUCAAGACAACAAGAGAUUCGGAUAUGCAUCCAGUUGGCAGGGCUGAUGGUUGCCUUCGUAUUAGUAUUUAUCUACAGCGUUGUUCAAUAUGCUUUAAAUAAGGCACACCAGAAGAGUCUAGUUUACGCAUGGAGACAAGCACAUCCAGUGAUGAACAGCUUUUUAUCAAGCAUACAGCCUUGGAUGUGUUUACUUUUCAACAGGGACAUACAAGUUAGAUUAAAACGAAUAGUCACAUGCGGAAAAGCAAAGCACCUGCCCGCAAUUUCGGCAUCUGCAGUUUCAACGUCGAGAAGACAACAGAUAUCAUCAUUCAGUAAAAGUGGUGCAUCGAGCUCGAGUGGGUGGAUGCAUUCAUUCAAAUAUGGCAUUCAGCAUUAG
Cylicocyclus nassatus is the source of this 3045-nucleotide messenger RNA. The record is from the annotation of a GenBank genome assembly. Lineage: Eukaryota; Metazoa; Nematoda; Chromadorea; Rhabditida; Strongylidae.